Molecule: messenger RNA, 1761 nt
Organism: Parathielavia appendiculata
Lineage: Eukaryota; Fungi; Ascomycota; Sordariomycetes; Sordariales; Chaetomiaceae
Product: DAO-domain-containing protein
Exons: 4
Coding region: 157-1761 (534 amino acids)
Cellular component (GO): cytoplasm
Molecular function (GO): oxidoreductase activity
Source: RefSeq, a predicted model, not a curated record
CGGGACAUCCAUCCCCCUCUUUGGCAUCUCCUCAACACUCAUUCACCCACUACCGUAUCUCUCAACUUCUCCCCUGACACUCGACGAUUUCAGACCAGAACUGGGCAUCCCGCAUCCCCCAUUUCUUACUCUAUCUGUACAAGGUAGAAUACAAAAAUGACGAUCCGCAAAGCCGACGACGCCACGACGGGUACGGUGACCCUACCCCCCGCCGGCCUCCCCUCGCGCAACCCGACCGAGUCGUACUGGCUCCGCGACCCGUCGCCGGUCCUCCUCGGCCACAGGGGCACGCCUGAUCUGCCCGAGACGGCGGACGUGGUGGUUGUCGGGAGCGGAAUCACGGGGGCGUUUGCGGCCAGGUUUCUUAAGGAGUGGGAGGAGGGGAAGGAGGGGGAGGAGAGGAGGAGGGUGGUGAUGCUUGAGGCAAGAGAGGUUUGUUUUGGUGCUACGGGCCGGAAUGGAGGUCACUGUCAGCCCUUGGUGUAUGGGUCGGUGCCGGCUGUGGCGGCGUUUGAGUUGGAGGUGUUUGAGUUUAUGGAGAGAUUUGUGAGGGAGGAGGGUGUUGACUGUGAUUGGGUGAGCCUCACUGGCGUCCAUGCCUUCUUUUCCAAGGACAUGUUUGAGCUCGCGGCUGCAGAAGCUGAGCAGCUCCAGCAGAGCCACCCCGAACUGGCCGCUCAACUCGAUGUCGUCCGUCGUUCGGACUCAUCCAGUACGAGCGACAAACCAACCCUCGCCUCCCUCCGGGUCCCCUCCGCUGAGGGCGCCAUCAUCCAGAAAAAGGCUGCUUCCCUCUGGCCGUACAAGCUCGUCACCUCCAUUCUCGAGCGCCUGAUCGCCGCCUUCCCCGCCCCAAGCUUCAACCUCCAGACCAACACCCCCGUCACCUCGCUCGCCCGGGCCAAUAACGGCGCUGGUUGGACCCUGACCACCCCGCGCGGCACCAUCACCGCGCGCCAGGUCCUCCUCGCCACAAACGGCUACACCUCCCACCUCCUGCCGGCCUUUUCGGACCUGAUCGUCCCCGUGCGCGGCCAAAUCGGUGCCUUGCUACCCCCUACAUCACCAAAUCCAAAACCAAUCCCAGUCCCAGCGAAGCUAGUCCACUCGUACGUCUUCGCCGCGGACCCGGAGCUGGGCUCGGUCGCGCCCCGGGAUGAUUACCUCGUGCAGAGGCCGCUUCCGGAGGAGGGGGAACUGAUCUACGGCGGUGGGCGGCGGCUUGCGCGCGGGCUCGGGGUGGGCGAGUGGCGGGAUGAUGAGGUCGAGGAGGAGGUGGCGAGGUAUUUGAGGGCGAAUCUGGCGCCGGUUUUGGAUUUGGCUUCUUCUCACAGUCAUGGUGAGGGUGGACAGCAGCUGCAACAGCAGGGGAAGGAGAGGGAGGAGGAGGAUGAGCUCGAGGCGUCGUUUGAGUGGACGGGUAUCAUGGGGUACAGUCGGGAUCAUCACGCGUGGGUUGGGGCAGUGCCCGAGAGUCUGGGCGGGGGAGGGCCCGAGGGAGGGCUGUGGAUCUGCGCCGGGUAUACGGGACAUGGCAUGCCGGCUGCGGCGUUGUCGGCGCGGGAGGUGGUGAGGCAGAUGAUGGGCGGGAAAAUGGGAGUCGAGGAGACGGGUGUGCGACUUCCUGACGAGUUCGUGCUGCAUGAGGAGCGAGUGGCUAGGGCUAGGGAGUUGCCUCACUUGACGCAGGGCUGGGAGGCCACGAAUUUCGCGGGCUUGAUCGGUGGUGCGGGCGUGCCUGCUGGUGGAAAGGGGAUGUAA